This is a messenger RNA of Saccostrea echinata, 853 nucleotides long. Its product is annotated as class E basic helix-loop-helix protein 23-like. The coding region runs from base 30 to 689 and encodes 219 amino acids. The transcript has a single exon. Gene Ontology annotation, molecular function: protein dimerization activity. The record is from RefSeq and is a predicted model, not a curated record. Lineage: Eukaryota; Metazoa; Mollusca; Bivalvia; Ostreida; Ostreidae.
AUUGUUUUAAGGAAAAAAAAUAAAUUAAUAUGGAUGAAAAUUACAUGGAAAGUAACAUGCAAGACCGACGGAAUUUAUGCGAGACCGAAAACACGAGGAAAGAUGACUAUCAUUCGAUAGGAAAUAAUUUUGGAAAGUUUUCAAACACUCCCAGUUUUACUCAGCGAGAAAGUUCUGAUUCGGACGAAGGAUCCGCAACUAUAGACAUAGAGGAAAAUAGCGAUGACAGUGAAAGGGGCUUUCCCUCCGUCAGCAGACGACAAUUUGACACAUCCAGAGAGUACCCGGAAGGAGAGGUAUAUCCCAAACACAAACAAAGGAGAGGAAAAGUGGAGAAAACUGCACGAUUAAACAUAAAUGCACGUGAAAGACGGCGAAUGCAUGAUCUGAACGAUGCAUUGGACGAACUAAGGUCCGUGAUUCCAUAUGCUCAUAGUCCCUCAGUCAGAAAGUUAUCCAAAAUCGCCACAUUAUUGUUAGCGAAAAACUAUAUUUUGAUGCAAGCCAACGCUCUUGAAGAAAUGAGACGAAUGGUUACCUAUAUGAAUUCCACAUCUUCCCCCUCCCCAGCGUGCUUUGAACCUCUUGUGUCGUAUAACCGGCUACAGAGAUUUCAGGGACUGCCCUUAACCCCGGGGCAGGGUAGGUCUAACUGUGCAUCUAGGUUUGAUCCUGCGACAGAUUCCUAGACAGUGAGAAUUGCGCGAGGGAAAUUAAACUAUUGACACUGGAAGUGACCACAAUAACGGACAUUGUUGUUUUAAGAAAACAGUAUGUCCAGUGGAUACUUUUUCAGAAAUGAAUUCUUGGAUUAUCUCAAGAUUCUAUUCUUAAUUUUACAGGAAAACAAUAA